Molecule: messenger RNA, 840 nt
Organism: Malaya genurostris
Lineage: Eukaryota; Metazoa; Arthropoda; Insecta; Diptera; Culicidae
Gene: eIF3k
Product: eukaryotic translation initiation factor 3 subunit K
Exons: 3
Coding region: 99-764 (221 amino acids)
Biological process (GO): regulation of translational initiation
Cellular component (GO): eukaryotic translation initiation factor 3 complex; cytoplasm
Molecular function (GO): ribosome binding; translation initiation factor activity
Source: RefSeq, a predicted model, not a curated record
CUGUGUCAACGUUUGCUACCUUGAGUGUUCUGGUUAUCGGUGCUGCAUAAAACGUUUUCCAAUUUUUAUUGUGUUUUGUCACAAAUUUCGGAUUCAAAAUGGUCCACUACGUAAAAAUGGAAGAUGGUAAAGUUAUGCCAAUUAAGGAAAUGCUUAAAAGUAUCGAACGAUAUAAUCCGGAACAUCUUAAAGUUAUUGAGUCUUACGUAGAAGAGCAAGCCAGGGACAAUCAGUAUGAUUUGGAGGCAAAUUUAGCUUGUCUCAAAUUGUAUCAAUUCAAUCCGCAGAUGAUGAACUUGGAUAUUACGUACACGAUUCUCUUGAAAUCGUUGACCAACUUCCCACACACCGAUUUCGUGUUGUGUAAAUGCUUGCUUCUUCCGGCUCAAAUGAACGAUGACACUGUUAAGGAAAUUAUCUAUUUAGCUGACAUUUUAGAAAAAUGCGAUUUCACUUUAUUCUGGUCGCGCGUUGCCCAGAAUCCUCAAUUCUUCAAAAAGAUAGCCGGAUUCUAUGAUUGUAUCCGGAAGUUUGUUUGUCACGUUGUUGGUAUAACAUUCCAAUCCAUCGAAAAAGAGUAUUUGGUGCGCCUGCUAGGAGAUGUUGAUGAUAACGUUCUUCGUGGUUGGGUGAAGAAAAAUGGGUGGAAAGAUGAUGGACAGUACGUGACUGUCGCUUUGCAGGAAGGAAAUAUUAAAACCAAACACAUUACUGAAAAAAUUGAUUUUGAAAAUUUGGCUCCCCUGAUGGCUAACUGUUUGUAGAUUACAGACGGCAAUAAAUGAAAAAUGGAUGUUCGAAUGAUUUUUUAAUACAAACGCAUAUUAAGUAAUAUUUAAA